CAAGGAGCGGUUGAAAGACGGUCAGGGUCCCCCUCCGUCCUUCAUGCCCAGGGAAAUGGACGUCGACUCUGUCCUCCCUUUCAUCCUCCCUCUUCCCCCCUCACACAUCCCAUUCCUCAUUUCGCACCCUGCCGCCCAUUCCCCCCUUCUUCUCCUUCUUCUUCUUCUUCCUCUUCUGCUCCUCCUUCUUCUUCACCCAUACGCUUUGACUACGAAGAUCCCUCCCUUUCCCCACCAACCGACCUCGACCAACCGCCGCUUCUUCUUCCUCCCCUCCCCCCCACAUCUUCCCUUCGACUGUCCUUUUCCCCUCUCUUCGAGAUGUCCUCUGGCCUCAACCAUAUCAACACCGCCACCCCGCGCGAGAGCACCAGCUCCACUUCCUCGGGUCUCACUCGUGUCAGUGUCGGCGUCAACUCCAAUCCCAAUCCCAAUCCCAAUCCCAAGCACUCGAGUCUGAGCAGCAACAAGCACUCGUCCACCACCAGCAAUGGUCAUCUUCACUAUAGCAACAGUAUCAAGAGUCUUCAGAACCUCGGCCGAAAUAGCAGCAACAACAACUACAACCACAACCACAACCACAACCACAGCUACAACUACAACAGCAGUUACACCAGUGGAACCCCAAGCUCAGGCUCAGCCCUGCCC
Messenger RNA from Gamsiella multidivaricata, 648 nucleotides. RefSeq lists its product as uncharacterized. The record is from RefSeq and is a predicted model, not a curated record. The coding region runs from base 44 to 460 and encodes 138 amino acids. The transcript has 2 exons. NCBI's taxonomy places the organism in Eukaryota, Fungi, Mortierellomycota, Mortierellomycetes, Mortierellales, Mortierellaceae.